This is a messenger RNA of Drosophila nasuta, 2964 nucleotides long. RefSeq names its product Chorion factor 2 (gene Cf2). Gene Ontology annotation, biological process: embryo development; negative regulation of DNA-templated transcription; regulation of transcription by RNA polymerase II. Lineage: Eukaryota; Metazoa; Arthropoda; Insecta; Diptera; Drosophilidae. The coding region runs from base 353 to 1999 and encodes 548 amino acids. The record is from RefSeq and is a predicted model, not a curated record. The transcript has 5 exons. Gene Ontology annotation, cellular component: nucleus. Gene Ontology annotation, molecular function: DNA-binding transcription factor activity, RNA polymerase II-specific; RNA polymerase II transcription regulatory region sequence-specific DNA binding.
AGUAUCGAUGUCGUCGAUACUUUUUGUUGUACUUGUACAUUUUUCGCCAAAAAUAAUAAUAAAAGUGAAAAGUUAAUGUAUUUUUGUUGUACAAAUACAAAGAAAAAUGUUGUUGGAUUGAUUGGCAAUUUCGCCAUUAAAAACGGCCGUAAUAAUACAAGUGCAAUACGUGGAUACGCUGAGAGGGAGAGAAGGGGCCAUUCUUUUGUUGCACUAACCCGCUUAAGCAAGAGUCGAGUAAAGAAAGCGCUUCUCAAAGCCUGCCAGACUGCCUCGCGAUUCGCGAACCGCCUGCCUGCUCAUCCGCUCAUCCGCCUGCUUGCUCUGCCUGCCCUGCUAGCUGUUGAGAGAAAUGUUAAAGUCUAGCCUCAAUACACAGGAACUGCGUCUGCCACGUCCCGAGGAACACCAACACCAACAACACCAACACCUACAGCAGCAGGAGCAACCGACGCAUCAAGUGGCCGCUGUGAUAGCACACAACACAACAAGUAACAAUUCAACAGCUGCAACUGAAAGAACAACAGCAGCAGCACCCGCAACAGCAACAGGAACAGGAACAGCUGCAGCAGCCAGCAGCCUCAACAUGGAUACGCUUAAGACAGCUUUUCUGCCUAAUCUCAGCAUGGAUCAGAACGUGAUCAGUCAUUACUGCCCCAUGUGCCAUCAGCAGUUCGAGAGAGCCCAGCAUGCCGCUGAUCAUAUGCAGCUCUGUCACGGCAUCUCGUUGCAAACGCACGAAACAAUCACAACACUGGAGCAACAGCAGCAGCAACAACAGCAUCAACAGCAGCAGCAACAAUUGAAGUCACUUAGCUAUCCGUGUGCCAACUGUGAUGACAAGUUUGGGAGCGCACUGGAGGUGGAUGAACACCAUCGAUUGACGCACCAGGCAACGGCAUUUUUGGCCCGUUGUAUGGUCUGUAGCAUUUAUGGCGUCAAUUCGAUAACGCAGAAUCCCAACGAAUACAAAUGCACGCAUUGCGGCGCUGUUUGUACGGCAGCGAUGUUGGCUGCUGGCCAGCAAACGUUUAUGGAGCACCAGGAGGCGCCGGUGACACCAGAUGAUCUGCCAGCCAUAGCGCCGCGUGAUAUGAGACUGACGCCCGAAGAGCAGCAACACCAGCAGCAGCAACAGUUGCAGCAGGAGCAACAGUUGCAGCAGCAGCAACAACAGCAACAGGAACAACACCAUCACCAGCAACUCGAGCAGCAGCAGCAACAGGAGCAACAACAACGACAAAGGGAACUGCAAGAGCAGCAGCAUCAAGACGAUCUAAGUAAUCCGGGAACGCAAAAAGUGCCGCCACUGACGGUGAAGCUGCUAAAGAAUGGCAAUGGUGCGACAGUAACACAUCCACAGUUUCCUCUCACGCAGGUGAUCAUCAAGGAGGAGCCGCUCAGUUUGAGCGAUAGCGGCGAUGUGGUCAAUGCGGUGCCUGUCUAUGCCAUCCAAGCGAAUCCAGUGGGACAACAACAGCCAGGCGCAGCAGCGGGUGCGACGAGCAGUGUGCUGGUUAGCACACAAACGGUGCCAGCGGAUUUGGCGCACAAGAUACGACACAAAUGCCCCGAUUGCCCCAAAACGUUCAAGACACCCGGCACGCUGGCCAUGCACCGCAAGAUUCACACGGGCGAAGCAGACGCCACGCCCAAAGAACGCCCCUACACGUGCUCCUACUGCGGCAAGUCCUUCACUCAAUCGAAUACACUAAAACAGCACACUCGCAUUCAUACAGGUGAGAAACCAUUUAGAUGUGGCUAUUGUGGCAGGGCGUUCACUGUUAAGGAUUACCUGAACAAACAUUUAACGACUCACACGGGUGAAAAGCCAUUUCAUUGUGGGUACUGUGAGAAGUCCUUUAGCGUGAAGGACUAUCUCACGAAACACAUACGCACACACACCGGCGAAAAGCCGUACACCUGUCCGUAUUGUGAUAAACGAUUCACGCAACGCAGCGCACUCACCGUGCACACGACAAAGCUGCAUCCGCUCUAGGAUAGGCCCAGUGGGGGGCGCACCAUAGUUGACCCAAAGAAACCAAGCAGCGACCUGGCUUAAUUGAGGAUUGAAGAGGCGGAGGAGGAGGAGCAGCAGAAGCAGCAGCAGCGGGAGCGGUAGCAAAAGCAGCAGAUGGCGGAUGGCGGAUGAUCGAGGAGAAGAAUGGAAAGUAAAUGAAAGACGUUUUCAAAGACGAAACUGUUAAAACAAAACACAACAAAAAAAAAUAUAUAAAAAACUUACAAAAAUUGGGGGCGACCAACAAAAAGAAAUGGCCCAAAAGGAAGAAAGAAGAAGCACGCCCCAAACAAAUCUAAACAAACAAAAAACGCAAGCAAGCAAGCAACCAACGACUGGCAAAUCUUCAAAGUGCUGCUAGACUCUAAAUUAGAAUUUUUGCUAACUAAAGAUAUAUAGUAACAAAUUGUACUACAGCAAUGGCGUACCAUUUAAUUGUUUUUAUUUUUUUUUUUUAAAUAAGUGCAAUCGAUUUUUAUUAUGAUUUGGUUAAAUGUAAAUGUUUUGCAAUUGAAUCAAUGAUUAUUAUUGUCAUUAUUAUGGUUAUUAUUUCAGAUUAUUUUUGCGAUUUUCUAUUUGUAUGUCAUACUUAUUUUGUUAUUCCCUGAGAUUUUAUUGCAUACAUAUAUACAUAUAUUUUAUUUUUAUAUCUUAACGGAUAAUCCCUUUUUUAUAGCGACCUUAAACGCGCACACUCACACACUGCGCCUUCUCACACUCACACUUACACUCACACCCACACACAGACACACAUCUAUAUUAUUUAUACAUAUAAAGAGAAAUAUUUUUUAUUACUGUUGUGGAAAUAUUAUUUCUUAAACUUGUUUCAAGGUAACCAAAAAAACAAAAUCAAAACAAACUCUACGCGCAAAACUUAAAUUAUUUUAUAGAAGUGAAAAGUUGAAGAAAGAGGAAAAAAAAAAAACAAAUUAACAUGAUACGCA